Molecule: messenger RNA, 1071 nt
Organism: Coniophora puteana RWD-64-598 SS2
Lineage: Eukaryota; Fungi; Basidiomycota; Agaricomycetes; Boletales; Coniophoraceae
Exons: 3
Coding region: 1-1071 (356 amino acids)
Source: RefSeq, a predicted model, not a curated record
AUGGAACCCUCGAACGGCAACGACGAGCCCGCCGAAGCCUUCGCUGACAUGAGUCCGCCAAUGAACGGCAACCCACAGCCACAAAGCAACGGCCGAGACGUCGGCGAGGGCACCGGGCGGUGGCUCGAGCUAUCGGACUCCGAUGAAGAUGCAAGUAGGCAAGAUCCACCUGCGCAAGUCACAGACACGGAGCAGCAAACGAACGGAUGGCAUGAUGGCGAAGGCUGGGGACGAUGGGGUGACGAAGGCUGGGGACGACGGGGCGAUUGGGAUGCGGAUGCAAAUACAGGGUGGGCAAACCUAGGCUGGAGUGAGGAGACGCCAAUGCCAACUCCACCCGAGGCGGAGGCGCUCUCUAUCUUUCACGAUAACGGACUGCGUCCUUCCAUUUUCAUCCGCGAUCUGAGGAGAUCGGCAGGGCAACCGCUUGGCAUAGGGAGGACUCGAUGGCCGAAUACAUUCGCGUUGUCAAAGUACUGGUGUGAAAGCUAUCAUACUGUCGCGGCUGGGAGGACGACGUGGGACGACUAUGUGCGGAACAUGCAUCAGCAAACGAAUGAGCCAAUACCCCAGUCGAUCCCGCCUUAUGAAGCGGACGCACGCGUAACAUUGCGAUGGGGUCGAACGCCGGAGAACUCGCCCUGGUAUAGCCACGCUCCGUUCUCGGUCGCGUACAGCGUGAAUUCUGCGGGAGGGCUGGUAACGUUAGCGUACGUGCUCGCUCAACUGGGCUGGUACUUCCACCACUUCGUUGUCGAUGGUGUCGCGAACAACUACCUUGCGUCUGAGUGCGGGUACUACCUCGACAUGGGGACACCCGGACCUUCGGGGACGAUGGGGACAAUUUUCUGCACGGAGGCGCUAGGCGGAGUGUUUGCGCGCACUCUUGAGUAUGGCGAGAGGGAGGAGAACGGGUGCUUCAGGUGGAGAACGCAUGGAUGGGUCGAUUGGAGCACAUGGUCAGUGAAUCAUACUUCUUUGCGAAGCCACGAAGAGCACCUUCAAAGACUGACCCAUACCGUGGUUUGGGACUUUGACUACGGUACUUGGGGUUCUUGGGGUUUGCAGUAG